Molecule: messenger RNA, 3030 nt
Organism: Neolamprologus brichardi
Lineage: Eukaryota; Metazoa; Chordata; Actinopteri; Cichliformes; Cichlidae
Gene: mlphb
Product: melanophilin b
Biological process (GO): intracellular protein transport
Cellular component (GO): cortical actin cytoskeleton
Molecular function (GO): small GTPase binding; actin binding; myosin binding
Source: RefSeq, a predicted model, not a curated record
GAUUAGCAGUGCUUUCUGCUACUUAGUUUUUGCCCUGCAGUCAGCUUUGUCUGCCUUUAGAGGAAACACUGCCUGCAGGCAACUAAACCACCACAAAGCCCAAAACCAGGGAGAUUGCUAGUUUGCAGGCAUCAGGUUCACAAUCAUGCCUGGCAGCACUGCAGGCAAGAAGCUUGAUCUUUCCAAGCUCACAGAUGAGGAGGCUCAGCAUGUGUGGGAAGUUGUCCAGAGAGAUUUUGAUCUGAGGAAGAAGGAAGAGGACAGGCUUGGGGAUCUAAAGACCAAGGUUGAGAGGGAAGAUACCAAGAAAGAGUUGCUGGGGAACCAGACCAGCCUGACUGAGUCUCAUUGCAUUCGAUGUCUCCAGCCUUUUAAAUUCCUGCUUAACAACAAGCAUCAGUGCCUGGACUGCCAGCUCUACAUCUGCAAGUCCUGCGGCCGCUAUAACAAGAAGGAGGAUGGCUGGGUGUGUGACACCUGUCACAUGACCAGAGUACUCAAGAUCGGUACUUUGGAGUGGUACCAUGAGAACGUCCGUGCCCGUUUCAAGCGCUUCGGCAGCGCCAAGGUGAUGCGUUCCCUCUUCAGGAGGUUCGACGGAGAACACAGCCCCUCUCAGAGUGACUUAGGAGAGCCUCGUGAGUAUGACACACAGAGCAUGCCUGAGGUCCACAGUGCAUAUGGGGAGCACAGUAUGGAUGCAACAGACUCACAACAACACCAAAGGGCGCCGGGUGAUCCUGACAUCAUGGCCAUGGAUGUAGGCAGGAGGGAGUCGAUGCUUGCUGAGGCAGAUAUGGCCACCGUGUUUCAUCAGAUCAUGGAUGAACAACAUAAAGAGCUGGACCUCGAAAUAACUCCACAACAAGAUGACCUGGUGUACUCAGAUAGCCGGACAAUCCCAUCCCGCUCCAUCUCCCGGCUCAGCUACUCCUCGUGUGGCAGCGGCAGCAUCGGAGGCCCUCGAUGCAGCAGCAGCGUCUACCUGCCUGGCCUUGAGGACUCAGAAGAAGAAGAGGACGAGCACUGCCAACCGUACCCGCUCUACCAGUUGCAUUCAGGCCUCUGCCGCCAAACAUCUCAGGACAGCCUGAGCUCAGCCAACCAUCCACCACAGAUCACUGACAUUAAUAGACGGAUGUCAGCAAUUGAGACUCUUCUGAACCGCUUGGAGCAGAAAGUCACCUCAACAUAUGACCAGACUUCUCCCACUCCCAGCAGCACCUCUCCUCUUCCUCAGUGGAACGAAGUGGACCUGGAAGAGCAGCAGCUAAGACAGAGGCUGCACGAGAUGACAGACAACAUCAGUGACCAUAGCCUGACCUCUGAUGAUGAGGACGAGCCCGAGAGACCACAUUCCUCCCAAGAAAUCCUAGCAUGGAGGAGCCCACAGGCGGAUCCAAGGCCUUCCAAACUACCUAUCAGACCAACAUCCAGAGCCAGCAUCGUGGUCUCCAGGCUCGAGGAGGAGCAGCCUCAGCAGACAGAAUCUCUGAAGGCUAAUGACUCCUCUGAAAGCCUGGAGAGGAAGGGUCACCCCCUAGAGGAGGGAUCAAAGGCAAGCUUCAAAGGAUCAACUGCAUUACUGGUUGAACUGGAAGACAAAGUAGCUCAAGCAGCAGCUAAUGUCCAGAAUGCCCAGAGUGAGGUGUCUGACAUCGAGAGCAGGAUUGCUGCCCUGAACGCUGCCGGCAUGUCCUCGGAUAAAAAAAGAAAGUCCGCAAUCCCGAUCCAAGCCAGAAGACUUUCCUACAACUUUCCCACAAACCAGGUGGACAGGUUUACCAGGAACUCCCUCUACAGGGGCUCACUGACACAGAGGAACCCAGUGGCAAAGGCCAAGACCAGGGCUGCCUGUGCGAAACCAGUAAUGACCCAGGGCUCAUGAGGAGGAGGCUGAGUGUUAUCUGACUGACAAGUCUUUCAGUUAUUACAUAAUGCUUUACACACUGGAACUGAGCAGCAAAACAUGAACUAUUCACAAAAGGAGUGUUUUUGUUCUUUGAAACAAAUGCAUUUGAACCAACACGUGGCAACCAACAAACGGUUGCCACGUGUUAUGUUUUCCUGAGUUAUCAGGAAAAGUACUACAGAACUGUGGCUGGCAGUCAGUUAUCAGUUUUCAGUUUUCUUUUCCUGACCAUAGUGCAGUAGUUUGUUGCCUAGACAUAACAAUGUAGUUUUGGAAAUUUAAUCCAAUCCAAAUUAAAUCCAUUUAAAGCUGGAGAAACAUGACUUUGUGUACAUAUGAAUAAGAAUCUUAAAUAUGAGAUCAGACUGAUGAAAAAUCUUGUUCAUGAAAUUCAUGUGCAGUUACACGGAAGUAUAUAAAAUUUGCUGAAUUUCAUGAACUUAGAAAUUGCCGUACAACCAUGUUGGUUUAGGUUUCCCAUAUAAAUUGCCGAAUUUGUCAACUGAGCAAUCCAAUCUUCUUACAUUUAUCUUUAAAAGGUGUGUUUUUGAUAUUGCUGUUGUUUUACAGGGCUAAAUCCAUAAAGUAUAUUACACGUGACAUGCACUAACAUAAGUAUAAACAUUUACAGAAUUUGUAUACACUAACAUGCAAGUUAACACAUGCAUUUGCCUUAAUGUGCAAAAGCACUGAUUGUACUAAUAUGGAAUUUAUAACUGGUUAAUUCAUCGUUGUGAAUAAACCGAAAUAUGCAUUGCAUGCUUUAAAUGCAGUUUCAGCAAACAGAAUCAAGCCAGUGAAAAAGAGGUGCAAUUCUAAACUGUAAAUCAGUUUGAAUUACUCUGAAAUUUUCACACACAAAAAAACAUAUAGAUAAAUGUAUAUUUUUUAUAGUUUUUUUAAAAGUUAUAUUAUUAAUAAUCUACGGUGUGUUAGAAAGUUUAAUUGAUUGUAAAAUUAAACUGAUGUCACAGUGAGAAGAGCAGGUCUGAUGUGAUUGUUUUAUAAUAUAUGACAUUCAUGUAAGUUAAUGAAUAAAAUGUAUACGGAAUAUAUAGAAGUACACACUGUAUGCAUUAUGGUGUUGGAAAAUAUUUUUAUAUUGGAUUAAUAAAUCA